GCGGGCAGUCGGUGCAGAAGUGGGCUUUAUCAGUGAAAGGGAGAGUCAUGAAGCAAGAAAGUGGAACUUGUUGUUGCUGACUGUACAGAGCUGUUGCCAUCAAAGCUUGAUGUGUCUUUCUUCCGUUGUGAUAACUAACCAUACAUGUUCCACUCACGUUUGAUUUGUCAAGUAGCGUGGAGUUGCCUCUCAACCUUUACCACUAUGAUUGAGUCAGGGCUGUUACUGUUGCUGCCGCAAGCUGUGUAGAAUAAUGACCAUUCCUUUAAGGCAAACCUCAUACCUCAAGUCUGGACAACUUUAACCUAGAUACCCCUCUCAGAUCACCUAUCAACACUACACCUUAAUGGCUGGCAAACUUAGAGUGUAGAUUUUAUUUUGUGAUUGUAUUUUUUCUCAGUCACAUGCUUCAUCCCAAGCUUGUGAUGAAGGAAUGAUAUUAGUGACUCACGCAACAAGACGCACUUCCACUAUCCUCCUCUCACCACAAGCCACUUCUUGUGUUUUUGUGGUCAACUCUGAUAUUCGAUAACUGGAUUAUACACCAUGGAUUUUGGAUCCCCUGCCUAUGGUUACCAUGACGGUUCUGUAUCCUAUCAGAUCUGUGCAGAUGAAGUUCAAGAUGUAUUAUGGCAAACUAGGCCAGUGUAUGCACCGAAGAACACUACAAUGUCACCCACAGCCACCCCCUCCGCACCAGGGUACCACACCCCUCAGGGAUCCUGGACCCCCAACCCCUACUACCGCUCCUCAGGGGUAGGGAUGCGGUACUCACAGCCCCACCCUGCAGCUUACGGCAGCUAUGCACAGUCACCGAGUUAUCCACCUCGCAAUAUGCCUGCCGCCAGCCCCAACACAACAAGUAGCCAGUCCAGCAACCAGUCUCUGUCUGGAGAGAACCUCAGUCGAACAAACCUCUACAUUCGUGGCCUUAACCCCAACACCACAGACAAGGACCUUGUCACAUUAUGUCAACAGUUUGGAAAAAUUACAUCAACAAAAGCAAUAAUCGAUCAGAACACAAAUAAAUGCAAAGGGUAUGGGUUCGUAGACUUUGAGUCUCCACAAGCGGCUGAGGCGGCAGUCCAGACGCUCCAGAGUCAGGGCAUCCAGGCACAAAUGGCAAAGAUUUGGCACCGACUCGAUUCUCAACAAGAACAAGAUCCAACUAAUCUGUAUAUAGCUAAUCUCCCUAUAUACUUCACCGAGAAAAAUUUAGAAAAUAUGUUUAAAGACUACGGUACAGUGAUAUCCACAAGAAUAUUGCGGAAACCUGAUGGGUUGAGCCGUGGAGUGGGCUUCGCACGCAUGGAGUCACGGGAGAAGUGCCAGCAAGUUAUCGAUGCUUUCAACGCUAAAAUUUUACCAGGUUGUACAGAAGCGUUGUUGGUGAAGCUGGCAGACAGUGGCAGUAAGAAGAAGAAUCAGUUCCAGCAGGGCAGAUUAUUUCCUCCGGGGAGAGAAGACGAGCUAGGCCUUCAAUUACAGUUCAGUUAUGACCAGCAAGCAAUUCCAACAAAUCUGAACCAUGGUCAAUAUAUGCCUUACAGUGUAGCCACACCAGCGGCGCUGCUGCCUACCGGACUCGUGCCCCGUAACUACACAUCGGUGGCAACGACCCCAGUGACUACCUAUCAGGUGUCGUCCAAUCCCGCCACUUGGGGAAUGCAUCCACAGUAUAUCAUGCAACCGCAGUUGCCUCAUUAUGUCGCCAGCCCCUAUGCCCAGUUGGCUUACCAACAGGGGUCUCAGACAGGGGCCAUGUUGACAACACUCCCCAUGGAGGAUCAUAAUUCGAAUGAAGAAACUGCCCAGCAUCACUUUCAAGCCUAUGCUGCUGCCGCUGCCAAAUAGAGUCUGUUGUGCUAACAGCACAUGUGUGUAAGUGCGUUCCACAGACGUUUCUAAUGGCAACUGGCAGCCAUGUUGUGACAGGGAUGUGUGACUUCUCCAUUGCCAUGAUGGACUACUGACACGGACUAUUUUUUACCAUUUUGCAAAUUCCCAUUUUUUGACUGCGGGAGUGAGAGGUUUUAUGCCAGAAUAUUUUUGAUUUUUCUUUUUGUUGAGAGCAAGUUUCAUCAUAACUGUGACCAAAUGAACUUUUGACUUGUAAAAAGAUAUGUUUUAAGUCCUGAUUCUAGUUCAAGUUUUAAUGUAUAGAUUUUUCGUAUGUUUUUUGCCAUGUAGAAUACAAAUGUUGAUCUUUUCAUAAAGUAUCUUUGAUUUAUGUGUACGUUUCUUUUGAGGACUGAGAUUAUACUUCUGACUAUUUGGCUAAUUGUAGACUUUUCAUGAAGGGGGAUUGUAGUCAAAUGAACUUUACUGUUUAUCGUUGUUUAUUUUGCCAAAUUUGAGGGAUAUUUUUACACCUAUACACUAGGAGGUGCACUUUCUAUUUUGUAUGUCGGUCUGUGAAUGCAGAGGCCAGUGCACAGUCAGAAUGGUGACUUUAUUCACUGUUAUUCAUGAUUAUUGAGCUAGAAUCAACAUGAAUUUUUCCAGUUGUAUAUUUUCAUGUUAGAUGUUAGAUUUUGAUGGCUUCCUCGCGACACACCAGGGAUGUAAAUGGCGGUUUGUACAUAGUCUCUGUAAUGUAGAACCAGAGAAUAUUACAAUUUUUUCAUCACCAAGUACAAGGUAGGGCUGGGACGGGUAGCUCGGGUACUUGGGUCAGGUGGUUCCUGAGUAGGACCCAUGGUUAGUCACGUGAUAUAUUGUUUAAUAACAAAAAUUAUCUAGAACUUCCACGGUUUGGCAAUAAGUGACUAAUGUUCGCAUUUCUUUCUGACUA
Messenger RNA from Haliotis rufescens (red abalone), 2794 nucleotides. RefSeq names its product RNA-binding motif, single-stranded-interacting protein 3-like. Gene Ontology annotation, cellular component: nucleus; cytosol; ribonucleoprotein complex. Gene Ontology annotation, molecular function: poly(A) binding; poly(U) RNA binding; mRNA 3'-UTR binding. Lineage: Eukaryota; Metazoa; Mollusca; Gastropoda; Lepetellida; Haliotidae. The record is from RefSeq and is a predicted model, not a curated record. The transcript is spliced from 14 exons. The coding region runs from base 547 to 1854 and encodes 435 amino acids.